AUGCCUGUCUCCAAGCGUGCCCGUCUCGUCCAUGAAUCCAAGACAAGCAAAAAGAAUCACAAAGAGCAAACCCGACGCUUGUUCGCCAAUAUCCGUGAAUCUGUCGAGCAAUAUGACCAUCUCUUCGUCUUCUCCGUCGACAACAUGCGCAACACUUAUCUAAAGGAUGUGCGCACAGAGUUCUCCGAUGGCCGACUCUUCUUCGGUAAAACCAAAGUCAUGGCUGUCGCCCUCGGCAACACUCCCGAGACCGCAUUCGCUCAGAAUCUCGAAAAACUCAACCGCUUCCUCACUGGCGCCGUGGGCUUACUCUUCACUUCCCGCUCCCCAGAAGAAGUCAUCACAUAUCUCGAAUCCUUCCGCCCAUCUGAUUUUGCUCGUGCCGGCAACGUCGCGACUCGCUCAUUCACUAUUCCCAACGGCAUUGUGUAUUCUCGUGCAGGCGAGAUUCCGACUUCCCAGGACGAUCCGAUCAGCCACACUAUUGAGCCUGCGCUGCGCAAACUCGGUGUUCCGACGAGGCUUGUCAAGGGUCAGGUUGUGUUGGAGCUGCUGGAUGGUGAGAAGGGGUAUGUGGUGUGCAGGGAAGGGGAGACGCUGGAUUCGAGGCAGACUACGUUGCUGAAAAUGUUUGGUGUUACUACCUCUGAGUUCAAGGUCGAUAUCAAAGCUCAAUGGGAUCGGGAGACGGGUGAGGUCAAGAUCUUAGAGAAGCCCGAGGGUGCUAUGGACGUGGAGUAA
This is a messenger RNA of Talaromyces amestolkiae, 741 nucleotides long. RefSeq lists its product as uncharacterized. Gene Ontology annotation, biological process: nuclear-transcribed mRNA catabolic process; ribosomal large subunit assembly; ribosomal large subunit biogenesis. Bases 1 to 741 code for a protein of 246 amino acids. The record is from RefSeq and is a predicted model, not a curated record. Gene Ontology annotation, molecular function: RNA binding. Lineage: Eukaryota; Fungi; Ascomycota; Eurotiomycetes; Eurotiales; Trichocomaceae. The transcript is spliced from 2 exons. Gene Ontology annotation, cellular component: nucleolus; preribosome, large subunit precursor.